GCCAGAAAUCCUAGAAACCUUGAUAAAGUCUUCAUAGUCAUGAGCUUGGGGUUAAGAGAUAGCAGCCUUCUUUAAGGUGAAGCAUCCGUGGGCAGGGACCAAGAAUCCACCAAGGCUUGGAUAGGAAGCAAUAUGAUCAAACUUACCUACAUUGCUAUCAGCUUGCUAAGCUCAUUACAAAUAAGACGAACCCAUGAAGAAAAACUGCCAAAAAAGAACUGAAAGGACGCACAAGCCCACGUCUCAUCGCAAACCCAGUUCAUCACGUCACCGCGGCAAGUCUACGAAGGCCAAGAACUCCGUGGGUUCCUUUCAAUCUUCAAAGUUUCUUCACAUUCCCAUCUCUUUUCUUCAUCUUCCCAGAUCUUCUUCUGGGCAAUCACUGCCGCAUUUCGAGUUCAUUCUAAAGCACAAUUCGUUAUACCAUCCUUUGCUUGAGUUGCAAGAUUAAAUCGAGUUUUCAGGAGGGGGUUCUCAUAAUCCUAUGUGGGUUUCUUUUAAUAAGUCAGUAGGAGGUCGAUUUUGGAUUAGUUGAAUCGUGGGUCAGCUUCAAAAUCUCCAAAUUCAUCGACCCUUUAACUGGUCAAUCCCGAUAACAUGGUUUCUUUAUCGGGUUCGGUGUUCUUCCCAUUAACAGUACCCGAUUGUUCCUCUCGAUCGCGUAAAGUAACUGUUCUUGAUGCGCACAAUUCGUUUUGUUCAAAGAAAAAGGAUCGGAGAAGGGUUGUUCGUAAUUGCAUUGCGCCUCCGACGUACUUAAAGAAUAAUGGGUCACCUGCCGCCGUAAAUUCCAUUGACUCGUUUAGAUCAGAACAUAUAAGCCCAGAAAAUGAGAACAAGGAUGAGUCUGAUGUUCUUAUUGAGUGUAGAAAUGUCUACAAAUCCUUUGGAGAAAAGCAUAUAUUGAGAGGUGUGAACUUCAAGAUUAGACAUGGAGAAGCUGUGGGAGUAAUUGGGCCUUCUGGUACUGGGAAGUCUACAAUACUGAAGAUCAUUGCAGGUCUUCUUUCUCCAGACAAGGGAGAGGUAUACAUUCGAGGUAGAAAGCGAGUUGGUUUGAUCGAUGACGAGGAGCUAUCUGGUAUUCGAAUUGGAUUGGUUUUUCAGAGCGCGGCACUCUUUGACUCGUUAACUGUUCGGCAAAACGUUGGCUUCCUUUUAUAUGAAAAUUCAAGCUUGUCUGAAGAACAAAUUUCAGCAUUGGUAACUGAGAACUUAGCUGCUGUUGGGCUAAAGGGAGUUGAGGAUCGGUUACCUUCUGAAUUAUCAGGUGGAAUGAAGAAACGAGUUGCUUUAGCUAGGUCUAUAAUAUUUGAUAACACGAGGAAAGAAGUCGAGCCAGAGGUGGUGUUGUAUGAUGAACCAACUGCUGGACUUGACCCAAUUGCAUCAACUGUUGUUGAAGAUCUUAUACGUUCUGUUCAUAUUAAGGGUGAGGAUGCUAGUGGGAAGCCUGGGAACAUUGCGUCCUAUAUUGUUGUCACCCACCAACAUAGUACCAUUAGGAGAGCUGUUGACAGGUUAAUAUUUUUACAUGACGGAAAGGUUGUCUGGCAAGGAAUGACUCGUGAAUUUACAACUUCUACUAAUCCAAUCGUUCAGCAGUUUGCAUCGGGAAGCUUGGACGGUCCGAUUAAGUACUAGGAGAUACACUAAUGAUCAUGCACUCACCAUUCCUAAAUCUCAGGAGGUAACAGAGCUUAGUUACAGGGAAGACAGAUAUAUGUAUGUCUGCAUACUCCUCUUAGAAUUGUCAUCUAGUGUUUCUGUAGCAGCAAAUGCUACAAGUUUAAAUCACGGGAUAUCAUGUAGAGAUUGUUUUGCCGGGAUGAAUCGAUAUUAAGCAAUAAAAUUAAACGUUCAAAAAUUUA
Molecule: messenger RNA, 1871 nt
Organism: Cucurbita pepo subsp. pepo (vegetable marrow)
Lineage: Eukaryota; Viridiplantae; Streptophyta; Magnoliopsida; Cucurbitales; Cucurbitaceae
Product: protein TRIGALACTOSYLDIACYLGLYCEROL 3, chloroplastic
Molecular function (GO): ATP binding; ATP hydrolysis activity
Source: RefSeq, a predicted model, not a curated record